AUGGCUGAUUUUGUAAUUUUACUCCGAAGUGGGUUCAGUCGGUGGGAAGCUGCUAAAGCUCAAUUAGCUACAGCAUCUGGAUCUACUUUAGGUGCCAUUCUAACACUUUGUGCUAAUGCCUCAGUAACCGGUUGUACAACGAAAUGGAUACUUCCAUUUACUGCCGGUGGCUUUCUAUACAUUGCAUUGGUCUCUCUUCUACCUGAUAUUUUGAAAGAAUUAUCAUUUAAGGAAUCAAUUAUUCAUUUAACUCUUAUGUUUUUUGGUUUAACUUCAAUGGCAAUUGUCUCAUAUGCAAUGGAUUGAAUUCAUAAAUAUUGUGAUAAGAAUCAAAAUAACAACAACGACCAUAUUACAUAAUGAUAUAUACAUAGAUUUGUAAAGAAAAAGAUGAUCAUCGAUAGUUGAAAAAAGAACACCUAAAAGAUUACCAAAUUUUUAUAUCCAGUUGUCAAAUACCCCCUUCUCAUUUUCACCUUAUUUGCCUUCUCUUAUCUAUCUCAUUAAUGUAUAUGUGUAAACAUAAUAUUUCUUAUUCUAAUGAUGAGGAGAAAUCUAGAAAUGAUCUCCGUGGAAGAAAGUAUUCGCCAUCAUUCAUUUUCUUUUUCUCGAUUAUUCCACAUUUUUCUCUAUUGUGAAUUUCCUUCUUUCUUUUCCUAUGUAUGUAAUCCGAUUUAUUCCUUGUUUAAUCUGGUGAUAAUGAUAUACUAUACAUGUGAUGCAUAGUUCAUAGAAAAGAAACAAAAUCUUUUAGUCAAUUAAAU
This is a messenger RNA of Schistosoma spindalis, 764 nucleotides long. The record is from the annotation of a GenBank genome assembly. Lineage: Eukaryota; Metazoa; Platyhelminthes; Trematoda; Strigeidida; Schistosomatidae.